Angiostrongylus costaricensis is the source of this 744-nucleotide messenger RNA. Lineage: Eukaryota; Metazoa; Nematoda; Chromadorea; Rhabditida; Metastrongylidae. The record is from the annotation of a GenBank genome assembly.
AUGGAAUUUCGAGAUAUGCAGCUGGAGGUGCUCUCCAUCAAUGAAGCACGUCGAGAAGUGUUGAUUAACCUCAGGAAACGUGUGUCAGCUUCAAUACAUCAUCCUGCCUUCUCUGUUGACCAACGGAUACGCUUGGUACAUGUCAGAGAUGAAAUAAGGGCAGGAGGUUUCGCCUUCGUACGCCGGUUUCGCGCUACUCAACUAGAUGUCAACGAUAUUGAUAACUUUCUUGUAGAGAUGAUCUGGAGUGAUGGAGAACGCACUUUUGUUGGGCGCACACGCAAUGACAUUAACACACUACAUCACCGACUUUUGGACAUGUUUGGCGGGGAACGGCGUGAAAUGAAGCAGGCGCAGGAUGCCAAUGCUGAGCAGCCAGAGUCGGCAUGGACAUCUGCGUUACGGAUAUUGCCUCACUUCUCUAUGGAUUGUUCUCAAGCUGCCGUCAUACAAUACAUAAAUGCUCUUUCUGAUUUGCCAGCUCGAAUAAUGUUGAGUUCUGUGAUAUACCAGCAAUUUUUCGCAUCUCGACUUAGCUCCGAAGAAUUAGAGGUAGCAGAACGCUCAAUACCAACUACUCCAUCUCUUCAACGUUACACACAUCCAGUUUCUUCUCCGGUAAUCUAUCCCGUAGCCUCAGCAGCUCUUGCGUACAGCUCUCGUGAUGCAGGGAUCCAGGUGAUGGUGAUAUUUGACUACAUACCGAAUGUUCUUUUACUACUUUCUGGCGUGUCACUUCACUAG